GGACGUGCCGGCGCCUAUAAGAGCCGGAGCGCUGCGGCCGGAGCCUAUUGUUAGCCGGAGCCGGGGCGGUUCUGGGCGUCUGCUACCGGGGGCGCCCGAGUUGCUGGAGCCGCCCGCCCUCCACCGCCUGCCGGCCGACCUGCCCACCCGCCCUCCCUCCCAGACCUGCCGCCCUGGGAACUCCCCGACCGUCGCCGCGGGCCCGGGACUCGCUAUCUCCUCUCUCCUUCCCACCCGGGCUAGGGCGGCGGCGGCGGCGGCAUCGGGGGCGGCAGAGACCAACACGGGAGGAGGCAGCAGCGGCGGGGCCGGGGCUGGUGGUUGGCCAGCUGGGCCCAAUUUUAUGGAGAUGUAUGAGAUUGAAAAGGAGUCGGGCUUUUCAAGGCAGUGCCGAUUCUAAUCUUCAGUCCAUUCUUCAGAACGGAAUUUGACCUUUCUAGCAGCCUGAUGAGAAACUUCACCCUUGUAAAGAUCUGGGUGUAAGUGUUUUCCUGGGCUUCUGAUAAACUCUGAACUCCAGAGCCUAGAGCAGUAUUUGUCCCAAAGUGUGUUCCAAGAAUCACUUGCCCACCCGCAGUGAGACACUAUGGAAACAGAGGGUUCCAUGAUCAGGUGUGGGGACCCCUGCGCUAUGUUUGCUCUCACCCUUCACCACGCUCGUUAGCAUAGUAAAAGCCUCCAAGCUGUCCUGUCAUUAGCAUUCUUCUAAACUAUUUGGACACAGCGGUCCUAUUUCCACGUAAAGCUAUUAAUAUCCGUGGAACUAGUUGGUUUAAUGUAUACACUUUGGGAAAAGCCAGGCUAAAUUUUCACUAGGAAAAAUAAUUGGAUCUAGUCUGGGUUUGGGCCCAGCCUAAUUCUGCCUGUGAUCUCCAGUCCCUGGUGCUGGCCCCUUGGAGAGCUCUCCUGUGUGCGCUCAGGAGCCGCUCCCGUUAUUCCCGGGCUAAUGAAACCCAGAGCCCAGCUGGCCUGGAACCAGAGGCCUUCACUCUGCUCAGAAAGGUGCUGCUGUUACUCAUCUCAUUAUUUUAGAGCGACUGAGACUGGAGGGCCUGAAGGGAAAUAAAAGUAGGAAAAUGUUGGCCAGAAUAAGUAGAGAAAUGACCUUGUCUCGAGAGACCAGACAUCAGUGCUAGCUCAGGGACUUACUUUCUUCAUUUGGAGAGCUGUAUGUAUAGACUUGGGAGGGGUCUGGCUCAGAACAGGAAUGCUGAUUCCUCUUUUCCCCUGGGCAGAAUCCUAAUGCGCCUGACUAACCGGUGGUGAGCAGGGCCUUUGGGGCCAACGUGGUGGGCUCCCCAAGGAAACCCCUUUGAAACCAAUGGAUGCAUUCACGGGAUCGAGUCUCAAGAGGAAGUUUGAUGAUGUGGAUGUGGGCUCAUCGGUUUCCAACUCAGAUGAUGAGAUCUCCAGCAGUGACAGUGCUGACAGCUGUGACAGCCUCAAUCCUCCUACAGCUGCCAGCUUCACACCCACAUCCAUCCUCAAGCGACAGAAGCAACUGCGGAGGAAGAAUGUCCGCUUUGACCAGGUGACUGUAUACUACUUUGCCCGGCGCCAGGGUUUCACCAGUGUGCCCAGCCAGGGAGGGAGCUCGCUGGGCAUGGCCCAGCGCCAUAACUCUGUGCGCAGCUACACGCUCUGUGAGUUUGCUCAGGAGCAGGAGGUCAACCAUCGGGAGAUUCUUCGUGAGCAUCUGAAGGAAGAGAAACUCCAUGCCAAGAAGAUGAAGCUGACCAAGAAUGGGACGGUGGAGUCGGUGGAGGCUGAUGGCCUGACCCUGGAUGAUGUCUCAGAUGAAGAUAUCGAUGUGGAAAAUGUGGAGGUGGACGAUUACUUCUUCCUGCAGCCCCUGCCCACCAAACGGCGACGGGCUUUGCUCAGGGCUUCAGGGGUGCACCGCAUUGAUGCUGAAGAGAAGCAAGAACUUCGAGCCAUCCGCCUGUCACGUGAAGAGUGUGGUUGUGACUGUCGCCUCUAUUGUGACCCAGAAGCCUGUGCCUGUAGUCAGGCUGGGAUUAAAUGCCAGGUGGACCGCAUGUCCUUUCCAUGUGGCUGUUCGAGGGAUGGCUGUGGGAACAUGGCCGGGCGCAUUGAAUUUAAUCCCAUCCGGGUCCGGACUCAUUACCUCCACACCAUCAUGAAGCUGGAGCUGGAGAGCAAGCGGCAGGUGAGCCGCCCACCGGCCCCCGACGAGGAGCCCUCACCCACGGCCAGCUGCAGCCUGACGGGAGCCCAAGGCUCAGAGACACAGGACUUCCAGGAGUUCAUUGCUGAGAACGAGACGGCAGUGAUGCACCUGCAGAGCGCAGAGGAACUCGAGCGGCUCAAGGCAGAGGAAGACGCCAGCGGCUCUAGUGCCAGCCUGGACUCCAGCAUAGAGAGCCUGGGCGUGUGCAUUCUGGAGGAGCCCCUGGCUGUUCCCGAAGAGCUGUGCCCGGGCCUGACAGCCCCCAUUCUCAUCCAGGCUCAGCUGCCCCCAGGCUCCUCGGUCCUGUGUUUUGCUGAGAACUCCGACCACCCCACUGCCUCAGCAGUGACCAGCCCAUCCUAUUUGAACAGCGGGCCCCUGGUGUAUUACCAGGUGGAGCAGAGGCCAGUCCUGGGGCUGAAAGGAGAGCCCAAUACAGAAGAAGUCCCACCCUCUUUCCCCAAGGAGAAGGAUCUGAAUGUCUUCUCCCUCCCGGUUACCUCACUGGUGGCUUGCAGCCCCACAGACCCAGCUGCCCUGUGUAAAUCCGAAGUGGGGAAAACGUCCACUCUGGAAGCGCUAGUGCCCGGAGAUUGUAACACUGAGGAGCCUGAGAAUGAAGACUUCCGCCCUUCGUGGUCCCCCUCGAGCCUCCCCUUCCGCACGGACAAUGAAGAGGGCUGUGUGGUGGAGAAAACCUCCCAGCCGAGUGAGGACAGGCCCCCGGAAGAUUCUUCGUUAGAACUCCCUCUGGCAGUCUGACGUGGGGAUGGAGAGUCCACCUCUUACCCAUUCUCUAUUUAUUCCCUUAUUUUAUCUAACACCAUUUCAAAACAAAACUGUAGAAGCAGCUGCUACUCCCAUGUUAUUUUAUUGGGGUCGGGGGGGAGGGAUGGGUGGGAAAGAAUUGUUUGUAAAAGUAUUUUUUAAAGGGUAAACGGAACCAAGGAGACCAGUCCCAGCUCAGUCUGGGGAGUGUCUUGGGGCAGAGGCGGCUGCACAGUGCCGUAUACUGAGCCUUCUGGGCCCCUGGAACAAAGGAGGAGGAUCUCCCAGGAGAAGUUAGGUAAUUCAAGCAGCUAUUCGUUCCAUAGGGACCAGAACACAGUGAUUUGAAUGGCAUGACAAAGCCCCUUCUCCUUUCCCAAGCUCCAGGUGGGGUACAAGCUCAUUUUCUCAUCAAUCACCCCGAUACCCCUCUUGGGUGGUAUCAUCAGCUGGAGUAUCUGGUCAGAUCUAGAGUGGAGCAGAUGGAAGGGUCUCUGCUCCUGUAGAAAACCUCCAGGAUUUAUGAAAAUUUAACCUGCCUUCCCUGGCCCCCCAUUUGGUAAAUAAGUUAAUAUUUGACCUGUUUGGUGUUCUCUGACCUGUUCCCCACACUGGGGAUACCCGGUCUGUAACUUGAAUUAUUUCUUUCAUGUGUUCUUAGGUACUAAAGUUAAACUUGGCUAUUUAUCUUUCUUUCCCCUUCUGUCCUUUUCCCUUAAAGAAAAAGCUAGAUUAGCUGGGGAUGUGGCCUGAAGAGCCGGAGUCCCCUGUCUAAGGCCCGCUCUGUCAGGCACUUUUAGGCUGGGACUCACACAUCCCACGGGAGGCAUAUA
This is a messenger RNA of Mustela erminea (ermine), 3792 nucleotides long. RefSeq names its product cysteine and serine rich nuclear protein 2 (gene CSRNP2). The record is from RefSeq and is a predicted model, not a curated record. The coding region runs from base 1322 to 2953 and encodes 543 amino acids. Gene Ontology annotation, cellular component: nucleus. Lineage: Eukaryota; Metazoa; Chordata; Mammalia; Carnivora; Mustelidae. Gene Ontology annotation, molecular function: DNA-binding transcription factor activity, RNA polymerase II-specific; sequence-specific DNA binding. The transcript has 5 exons. Gene Ontology annotation, biological process: regulation of transcription by RNA polymerase II.